Truncatella angustata is the source of this 5331-nucleotide messenger RNA. RefSeq lists its product as uncharacterized. The coding region runs from base 1 to 5331 and encodes 1776 amino acids. Gene Ontology annotation, cellular component: plasma membrane. Gene Ontology annotation, molecular function: guanyl-nucleotide exchange factor activity. Gene Ontology annotation, biological process: positive regulation of GTPase activity; Ras protein signal transduction. Lineage: Eukaryota; Fungi; Ascomycota; Sordariomycetes; Amphisphaeriales; Sporocadaceae. The transcript has 2 exons. The record is from RefSeq and is a predicted model, not a curated record.
AUGCAGAAACAGGGCGCAUUGCGAGAGUCCAAAGUCAGAAAAUCACCGCCUCGCCCCUUGGGGAGCAUACCAGACAAGCUGGCAAAAACGAAAGCACGAGUGUCACCAACUACAAAUUCCAAACCACUGGUCCCCGCCGCCGAGAGGAGGAACGCAACAGAAGAUGCAAAGCUUGGCAAGAUCAAGAAGGAUUUAGAGGGUGAGAAAUGGGACAUCACCCCAGACGGAGGCUCUGCGGGCCGCGAAGGUAGACAGUUCACUGUCGCCAACGUGGGGAACAAUGGCAAAAUAUACUUGAGGCCUACCAUCCGGCCUGCCAAUCAGCGCUACCCUCAACCUAACUUCGUUUUUCCGAUAACGCCACCAAGUACGGCAGGCUUUGAUGUUCUUGCCGUUUCUGGAGACCCUCAGGAGGAUAUCAGCGAGCUUCAUUCAGGCCAAUGGACGCCUACUCCGCUGACUGCGCCAUCUUCACCAUUUGCGACAAAGCAGAAAUUCCUAAGUGCUACGAGGCCACCUGCGCGGCCGCGACAUCGCCGCGCAAUGUCGGAUUCAACCGUGCAAGAUGUGAGUAUAGCCCACGAGUCGGAGAGCGGGGGAUUCAAGGUCGUCAUAUCAAAACCGCGCGACGAUGCCAAGGCCAGGACUACCGAGGAUAUCAACCCCGAUGGCUCUCCACUGCUCCAAGUAAGCAUUCCAUCCUGGAGGAUUGGGACACCUCGAUUUUCUAUGCGCGGAACAGCGCUCAUUCGAGGAUCAUCUUACGCACCGACUGAGGAUCCUCGAUCGAGUAACGUCUCUUUCUUCCAAAAAUCCCAAAGGGGUGGAGGUGAUGUCAACUCCUUAUACCCCGGAGCCAUGACCCCCAGAAAGCCUAGCCCCAUUCCCACACCUCAUAUCAGAUUUCCGUCCCCAAAAUUACAUAGCCCCUCGUCACCAAGGUUUCCGGGUCCGGCGCGAGCAACCUAUCUUUCGACGCAUGUGGUUAUUGAGCCUAGCAUGUUUGAUACUCUAACUUUCAAGCCUGGCUGUGAUGACCGGUUCAUCGUUCGCUACUCAUCAACAACUGGCUCAGUAACAGCUGCGAUACCAUCCCGACUGGUUGCAGAGAUCACUUCGCCGAGCUUUCUGGACUACGAACUGAUAUCGGAUUUCUUCCUUACUUUCCGCGCAUUUCUGGACUCGGCUGAUCUGGUCCGUAUGUUGAUUGCAAGACUUAGAUGGGCAGUCUCACGUGACGAUGAAAUCGGAAUGAUAGUGCGAGUGAGGACAUUCGUCGCUAUUAGACACUGGAUUCUCAACUAUUUCAUGGAUGACUUCGUGGUUGAUUACCAUCUGCGAGUUACGUUCUGCAACCUAUUGAACGACUUCGUGGAGGAGGUGUCGCAUGAUACGAAUGAGCAUAAAGUUCAAAUCAAGAUUCUGGCCGAGCUCAAGAAGUGUUGGAGACGUAUUUGUGCUCAAUAUUGGGAUGGUCCUCAGUUCGACUCGAAUCUUGGCCCUGAAAUUCCCAUUGCACCUGGCGGAAUUGCCGGUCAUCGCAAUCCGAGCUUGGAUCCCAGCAUCUGGGAAAACGAAAGCAUCGAGCCGCCCCAGCUUCACGACUUUGGCUUUAUUCAAAACACUCAAGACAAACAGCCUACUGAGACGAGCUUCUUCAUUGAUGUGGAUAGAGCGGGUCACAUUGACUCAAUACUCAACGGAAGGGAGGAGACUGCUACACCUCAACAGCGACCUAGCACUGGAGAAUCUUUCAGGCGUCAUGCAGCUUCACCGACAAGUAUUGGCAGUAUGGACGUCAUCUCGUGCUCGUUCCCAACUAAAAGCUUGCGGACACCAGCAGAUCCGAUGAGGCGACCUCUCGGGGCUCAUCCAGUGGACCCCGGCUCCAUCUACAACACCCCGGAUCCCAUCGCGGCAACACCCCGUGCUUUGACUGGGAAGCGUGUCAGGGCUCAGCAGCCAUCGCAUAAACGCAAUAACAGUCUCACGGAUUCCAUGAGAGAGCACGCUACAACGACAGAGAAGGUUCUAUACAAAAACGCCGAAUUCUUGUUAACUCUGCCUUAUGCCGGUAGCCUGGUACGGGGUAAUCUGCUGCCACCUGGGCAAGCUUUCGUUGAGGUCGUUUCCCUAAGCUCGUCGGCAGCCAGCAGAGACACUACAAUGUUCCAGCCUCAGCCUCAUCUUGCGAACGUACGGACCUACAAGAAUGGAUCUGCAAUGUCAGGUCAGGGAAUGAAGAAGCUCCUUGGCAAUGUUCGGAGAGCACUAAGCCAUCGCGGCCAAGCACCAACACAUGGCAACUCUCUCGCUCUUGGUCCCAUUGGCCCCCGAGGUGCAACCACAAACCGACCUCCGGGAACCGCCAUUGUGCCUCAGGCUCGCCCAUCGCGUCCGAACGGGUUCAGGCCGGUCGUCAGGAUCGACAUCCUGGGAGCUGAGGUUGCCGAGGAUUUCAAGAAGGCUGUACGUGAAGACGCUGCUGCUCAGUCGAGUGAAAGGAGCGGCAGUGGAAGCCUCGCCAAAAUCACAGCGGAGGAUAUCGAGUAUUCAGUUGCACAUCUGGAUUCUUCAUUCGAGCUUCAAAACGAAGCACAAUGCCGUCCUGUCAGCGAUGCAGCGAUAACUCAAGGAAGCAAAUCCAUUGUUAUUGUCGAUGGCACGGCUCCUCCCCAUGUGCCUAUCAUGGCCGGGGCUCUUCCGAUCACGCCAGCCCUGAAUACUUCAGUGGAGGAUUUCGCCGACAGCUUCUUGCCAGGAGGUGAUGCAGGCCCGACACCUCCAAACACGCCACCGGGACAGGCUGAUGUGGACGUGCCAAGGAGAUCCUCCUAUAUCCUUGGCCAACAUGCUAUCAAACCAUCUCUAGAGACUGAUCCUCUACCUCCGUUCAUUCCGGACCUGUCGACUCUCGGAGUUGGACGGUUAUCAGAAGAUACCAGUGACCGGCCUUCAAUGGACGAGCCGUCCGCACCGUCCGUACUUUCCAUUCACCAACCUUCCAGGCGACCACCGCUAUCGAGUUUGCGAUAUCGCGGUCAUCGGCGCCAGCAGUCUAGCCGUAGCUUCCGGUCGCAACAAUCUCUAGCUCAUCGGAAAUGGGCAUCGAUCAACAGUGCGUUCCCACAAUCGACGGUAAGAAGCUUCGACGCUACAACGGUUUCGGAGAGUUCGAGAGUCUCGGAGAUAAUGCCUCCUCCGCUUCGGGUCCUUCGUCGGCGACCCGGCGGUGAUCUCAGGGGUGCUCAGAAUGUUGCAGAUCUCGACGCCUUUCCUUUGCAAAGGUCGCGAUCGGCUGGCUCCUUGACAACGUACUCUGAGUCCCUAAGAAGCUCUUACCUCCGCAGCCCGGCCCGAGACUCCAGUGGCUAUGUCGACAUUGUUAGCAGCGAUUAUUCGCGUAACCGUGGAGAAGUGUUCUCGUUGGGAGCUAUGGCCGAGAAAACGCCUGCUAAACAUCCUCUGUCCCUCUACAGCACCCAUUCGUCCAAGCCUGUGAUGCGUCCAUCUUUUGAAGCUGAGGCACAGAAGCUUGCUGCUAUCCCCGAUGAUGUUGACGAUGAUGGUGGCAUUGAGUCAGCUCUUGCUAAGCUUGAAGGCACUUUCGACAGAAGGAAGUUAUCCAUGGAGCCCCGCCGCACAUCUGCGCCAGACGUCAUGGAAAUGCAGCACGAGACUUUUGACGAAAGUCCAAUUGAGCACCAAUCUCCAGAAAAAGUCAAGCACCGUCAUCAGCACGUGGGUGACGAUGAGUUGGUUUCACCUCAAUCGCCAAGCCGAACAGUGCCGGAAUCAAGGGCCACGCUUGAGGUCCCGCACAAUGCAGAUGUUAUGUCAUUCUUAUCUGAUGGCUCCCGGGAAUCCUACAAUUCUAUUCCUUUGCUCGAAAGAGGUUUGACCGACGACGGCCGGAGUAAGGCGGACACUCAGCUUUGGGCCGACCAAUCCGUUCUUGAAGAUGACGAUGACCUCACGCCCGGAUUAGAGAGCGAAAACCCGCUAUCGCACGCGCCGCGGACCUUCGAGUUCGUGACAAAGACUGACAGUAUGGAAAGAAUCCUACCAAGCGAAACUGCGCCCAGACACGUCUCCAAGCCCAGCGAGACGCUAUCAUUCCUAGACGUCGAAAGUGAUAACGAAUCAGAUUUGUCAACCGAGAUCUCCAUGGAUGUUUUAAGCUUGAACGACUCUGGCAUGCUCAAUAGGGCUGAUGUGCCCAAGUCGGGCAUUGUCAAUUUCCAGCUGCCGACUGAUGCCAUUGCCGCUACACCUUCACCGCCAGAGAGCAACCCUCCAUCUCCUCCAAUGACUUUGGCUCAAGCUUUGAGGAUGUCACCCCAGCAGGUGCUACGUGAGCCUAAUCUUCAGGAGUAUCAGGUCUGGGCACAGAAGCCAUUACCGCCCACGCCAGAUGCUACGCCCACCAACGCCUUACAUCAGCAGCAGCAAGUUGUCUCUCCUGUAGACCCCACUGGAACUAAAGAAGCAUUACGUAAUGCUCCACAGAUUGAAGAGCAACUUGGUCGAAGGUCUUCAGUUCACCUGCCCUUCAUCCUUGCUUUCGACUCCGACACCCUUGCGCAGCAGUUCACACUGAUUGAGAAGGAUGCUCUGAACGAAAUUGAUUGGAAAGAGCUUAUCGACAUGCGAUGGAAAAACUCACAUACCGACACACGUUCGUGGGUUGAUUUUCUGCGGAACAGCGACGCUCGAGGUGUGGAGGUUGUUGUCGCUCGUUUCAAUAUUAUGGUCAAAUGGGCAAUCUCAGAGAUUGUCCUAACACAGAAUGACGUCGAACGUGCCCGCUGCAUCGUCAAGUAUCUUCACAUCGCGGCGCAUUGCAGAAGGUACCGCAAUUUCGCGACUAUGAGUCAGAUUGCGAUAGCGCUCACUUCGAAUGAGAUUGCCAGAUUAACAAAAACGUGGAACAUGAUUCCGCAGCAAGACCUUCGGACGAUGGAAGAUCUAGAGACAUUGGUGUCGCCAACUAAGAACUUUUACAACCUUCGCGUGGAAAUGGAGGGUGGCGCGACGGAGUCCGAUACAGGAUGCAUCCCAUUCGUCGGCAUAUAUACCCACGACCUUCUCUUCAAUUCUCAGAGGCCAUCAGAGAUUGCCAGCUCACCUAGCACUCCGCCAUUGAUUAAUUUUGAGCGCUGCCGUAUCGCCGCUUCUAUUGUGAAGACACUGCUGCGUCUUCUUGAAGCCAGCACACACUACCAAUUCCAGCCGAUCGAAGGCAUCACAGAACGAUGCCUCUGGAUGAGCGCACUGGGCGAUGACGAAAUCCGUCGAUGCUCGGAAACCAUUGAACCACUACUUGCAUAA